AUGGUAAUGGCUAGUGUCAUACAGAAGAUCAUACCUCACUAUUCUCUUGCUCGUUGGCUUCUCUGUAGUGGCAGUUUACGGUGGUAUCAGCAUCCUACUGAAGAAGAACUACGGAUUCUUGCAGGGAAACAAAGAGGGAAGAGCAAAAAAGAUAGAAAAUACAAUGGUCAUAUUGAAAACAAACCCCUAACCAUUCCAAAAGACAUUGAUCUUCAUCUGGAAACAAAAUCUGUGACUGAAAGGGACACUAUUGCAUUGCAUUAUUUUCCGGAAUAUCAGUGGUUGGUGGAUUUCACUGUUGCAGCCACAGUUGUGUAUGUGGUGACAGAAGUCUAUUACAGUAUUGUGAAGCCCUCACAAGAAAUGAAUAUCAGCGUAGUGUGGUGUCUGCUUGUCUUGGCUUUUGCAGUCAAGGUACUGUUUUCAUUGACUACCCAUUAUUUCAAAGUAGAGGAUGGAGGUGAAAGAUCAGUCUGUGUCACCUUUGGUUUUUUCUUCUUUGUGAAAGCAAUGGCAAUUCUCAUUGUGACAGAAAACUAUCUAGAGUUUGGACUGGAAUCAGGAUUCUCGAAUUUCUCAGAAAGUGCUAUGCAGUUUCUUGAAAAGCAGGGUUUGGAAUCCCAGGGUCCUGUGUCUAAACUAACCUUCAAAUUGUUCCUGGCUGUUCUGUGUUCACUUAUUGGUGCUUUUUUGACAUUCCCUGGCUUGCGACUGGCUCAAAUGCAUCUGGAUGCUCUGAAUUUAGCAACAGAAAAAAUAACACAAACAUUGCUACAUAUAAACUUCUUGGCACCUUUAUUUAUGGUUCUACUGUGGGUAAAACCAAUCACUAAGGACUACAUUAUGAACCCACCUUUGGGCAAAGAGAGCGUCCCUUUAAUGUCAGAAGAUACGUUUGACACUGUGAGAUUGUGGAUUAUAAUCCUGUUGUGUGCUUUACGGUUGGCUAUGAUGCGUCAUCAUUUACAGGCCUAUCUGAAUUUAGCCCAGAAAAGUGUGGAUCAGAUGAAAAAGGAAGCUGGCAGAAUAAGUAUGGUUGAUUUACAGAAAAUGGUGGCUCGGGUAUUCUAUUAUCUUUGUGUAAUUGCACUGCAGUAUGUUGCACCAUUGGUAAUGCUCCUUCACACAACUCUGCUCUUGAAAACACUAGGUAAUUAUUCUUGGGGUAUCUACCCAGAAUUGAAUUCUGACACUCCAGUAGAAAACAGUCUGCUUCCCAGUUCAGUUUAUUCUGAGUCUCCACCUGCUGAUGGAAAGAUGAAAGUAACUGUAGUACAAAUAACAAUGGCUUUGGGAAGCCUAAAGAAUAUUUUCACUCCUCUCCUGUUCCGGGGACUCCUGUCUUUCCUCACCUGGUGGAUUGCUGCUUGCCUCUUUUCUACAAGCCUUUUUGGGCUUUUCUAUCACCAGUACCUGACUGUGGCAUGA
This is a messenger RNA of Fulmarus glacialis (Northern fulmar), 1428 nucleotides long. RefSeq names its product transmembrane protein 161B (gene TMEM161B). The coding region runs from base 1 to 1428 and encodes 475 amino acids. The transcript is spliced from 11 exons. Lineage: Eukaryota; Metazoa; Chordata; Aves; Procellariiformes; Procellariidae. The record is from RefSeq and is a predicted model, not a curated record.